GGGAUUGUUCCAACUUCAUUCAAAUUUCAACCCCUCCUCUAUUUUACAUAUUACUCGGCCAGGAGUGGGCCCACACACAUCCCAAUCCACGAUCAUCAAAGUACAGUCGGUGCCUCUUCAAACACAAAUCAACUACAGCUCUCCCUUCUCUUUUUCUCUCAGGACUUUCCACAAACACCUUGCACCCUAUAAACCCCCAGCUCGAAUCACACAGCACAAGCACUUGUAACACAAACCCAUGUCAAACAACGAGUAAAAGACAAGAAUAAUUGAUUUUUACGACAUGGGUCUUGAAUUUUUUACUGCCCAGAAGAGAGGCUCAGCUCAGCUCCCCAGCUCAACCACUCCCAAGACGGCCGCCAGAUCCGCGGCUGCCGGCCGGACACGCAGCCGGAGUGUUCUCAAGACGUUCAACAACAUUAAAAUCACUAUUCUUUGUGGGUUUGUCACGAUUCUUGUACUACGUGGUACUAUUGGUCUAGGCAAUUACUCGACUGAUGCUGAAGAUCAAACCCUAGCUGAAGAAACGAAUCGGAUCCUUGCUGAGAUCCGAUCCGGUUAUGACCCGACAGAUCCGAAUGACCCGAUUGAGCAGCAACGUGAUCUUUUUCUUAAUGAGACGUAUACACUUGGUCCAAAGAUUGAGUCUUGGGAUGAAGAUAGGAAAAUUUGGUUGAGUCGAAACCCGGAUUUUCCGAAUUAUGUUAAUGGGAAGCCUAGAGUGUUGCUUGUUACUGGUUCACCUCCGAACCCUUGCGAUAACCCGAUUGGGGAUCAUUAUUUGUUGAAAGCUAUUAAGAAUAAGAUUGAUUAUUGCAGGUUACAUGGUAUCGAGAUUGUGUAUAAUAUGGCACAUUUGGAUAUGGAGUUGGCUGGGUAUUGGGCGAAGCUUCCGUUGAUUAGGAAGUUGAUGUUGUCUCAUCCGGAAGUUGAGUGGAUUUGGUGGAUGGAUAGUGAUGCUUUGUUUACUGAUAUGGUGUUUGAGAUUCCGUAUGGCAAGUAUGAUGAGUAUAAUAUGGUGAUUCAUGGUUACCCUGAUUUGUUGUAUAAUCAGAAGUCGUGGAUUGCGUUGAAUACUGGGAGUUUUUUGUUUAGAAAUUGUCAAUGGUCUUUGGAUUUGUUGGAUGUUUGGGCGCCAAUGGGACCUAAGGGUCCGAUUCGUGAUGAGGCGGGGAAGAUCUUGACUGCGAAUUUGAAGGGAAGGCCGGCGUUUGAGGCAGAUGACCAGUCUGCAUUGAUAUACUUGUUGAUAUCUCAAAAGGAUACUUGGAUGAAUAAAGUGUUUGUUGAGAAUUCUUAUUAUCUUCAUGGCUAUUGGGCAGGGUUAGUGGAUCAGUAUGAAGAGAUGAAUGAGAAGUAUCAUCCAGGAUUGGGAGAUGAACGGUGGCCAUUUGUAACACAUUUUGUGGGGUGCAAGCCUUGUGGUAGCUAUGGUGAUUAUCCUGUUGAGAGGUGCUUGAAAAGUAUGGAGAGGGCUUUUAAUUUUGCCGACAAUCAGGUGAUUAAGCUUUAUGGGUUUAGGCAUAAGGGCUUGUUGAGCCCUAAGAUAAAGAGGAUCAGAAAUGAGACAGUUACUCCUUUGGAGUCUGUAGAUCAAUAUGAUUUUCGACAUGCAGUGCAUGGAGAAGUUGGAUCAAACAGCUAGCAUGUAACAAUACUCAACACGAAGUUUUUUCUUAGAUGAUAGAUUGCCUAGUUCGCAAAGGGCUUACGGAUUUGAUGCUUUUGCCAGUUGCUAUGGGGAGCUCUGUGUGGGACCUUGUUUCGUAAAGCUACAGCACAGAAGAACCUGAAGCUGUUUUUGUUUAUUCAGGAAUGUGUAAAAUGAAAGGAAUUUUAGAUUUUACAGUAAAUUUAUUUACAGCAGUGUUUGCAUUUGCACCUCCGAAUGGAGACGACAGGAUAUCUUUGGCCAGUACACUUGUAUCAUUACCAUAAAAUGAGAAAUUUCUUAUAUUUCGAUUUCA
Molecule: messenger RNA, 1967 nt
Organism: Daucus carota subsp. sativus
Lineage: Eukaryota; Viridiplantae; Streptophyta; Magnoliopsida; Apiales; Apiaceae
Product: probable xyloglucan 6-xylosyltransferase 5
Exons: 2
Coding region: 284-1645 (453 amino acids)
Biological process (GO): xyloglucan biosynthetic process
Cellular component (GO): trans-Golgi network; endosome; membrane
Molecular function (GO): hexosyltransferase activity
Source: RefSeq, a predicted model, not a curated record